This is a messenger RNA of Condylostylus longicornis, 2815 nucleotides long. Its product is annotated as rootletin-like. NCBI's taxonomy places the organism in Eukaryota, Metazoa, Arthropoda, Insecta, Diptera, Dolichopodidae. The record is from RefSeq and is a predicted model, not a curated record. Bases 1 to 2784 code for a protein of 927 amino acids. The transcript is spliced from 7 exons.
AUGGAAUUAGUUGGGGACUCUCCAUCUUGCUCAUCUUCUGACCGGAAAGAUCAAAUCAAAAAAUUUUUUAAAGAUUUAAAAGAUAGCACUUCCAGCAAAGAUAAAGAAGUAAAAGAAAAACCAGCACCAUCUACACCAUCUCAAUCAGAUUCAGAAUCUGUAAAAAGUUCAAAAUCAGAUACAAUGAGAUUAUUCCGAACUCCAUCAUUGCCACAACGUUUAAGAUUCCGUCAAAAUUCAGAUGUUUCAACUCCUAAAAAAGAAUUACAAAAAGAUGUAAAAAGAGGUAAAGAAGCUCUUGAAGCUGCUCAAAUUGAAAUAAAAAAUAAAAAUGAAACGAUUCAAGAAUAUGCUCAUCAAAUUGAAGAAUUACGUUCCGAAUUGAUUCAGUUGAAAGAAUUUGAAGCAAAACAGAAAACUGAUUUUGAAAUUGUCAUAACAGAUAAAAAUGAAAAAAUUACUACAUUGUCAAAAGAACUAGAAAUUCUUAAAGAAAGUAAUGAAAAAUUAAAAGAUGAUGAAAGAAAACUAGUAGAGAAAACUCUACAAUUGGAAAAUGAAAUAAAACUUUUACUUGAUAGUCAUGAACGUGAAAUUCAAUUUUUAACUGGUGCUAAUACUGAAGUUGAAAUGCUUAAAGAAAAACUUCAACAAGAGAAUAGCAAAAUUGUUGAAGAAAACCAACAUACAAAAAAAGAAAUUGAAACUCUUUCAGAGGAAAUUAGUUUAAUAAAACUUGCUUUACAAACUUAUGAGGAUAAGGAUCAGGCUAAAAGUUCCGAAAUAGAAAAAUUAUCAACUGAAAAUAUUUCUUUAAUGGGAGAAAUAGAAAAUCUUAAGAAACAAAUUCAAGAUGAUAUGUUAAUGUAUGCUCAAGACAAUCAGAGAAUGCUUAAGGAGCUUGAUAAUAUUAAAGUUGAAAAAGCAAAACUUUUAGAGGACAUUGAAAAACGUUCAGAUUUAAUUAGUUCUCUAAAAGAAGAAUUAGCUGAAAAGGAUAUUGAUUUAGAUUCAUAUAGGGAUUCAAUACGAGAAUCUUUCCAAGAAGAAGUAAAUAACAUAACAAAGAAAUAUGAACAACAAAUAGCAACAUUAAAAGAUAUAAAUGAUAUGAAAAUUAAAGAGAGUGAAUCAAUUCAUAUACUCGAAGUAGCGAAAUUAAAUCGUGACUAUCAAGAUAAAAUACAAAAUUUAGAAAACAAUAAUCAAAAUGAGCUGGAAAGAGCUAAUGAAAGAUUUGAAGAAAAAUUAAAAAUUUCCGAAAUUCAAUACGAACAAAAAAUUAAAGAAUUAGAACAGGCAAUUCAAGAAUCAGUUGAACGUGAAAGAACUCAUUGGAAAUGUGAAAUUGGUAAAUGUCAAAAAAUAGCUGAAGCUGAAAUAAUACAAGGUGAAUUUGAAAAACAAGAUUUAAAAAGUUUACUUCAAAAUGCUCAUGAAAUGCUGAGAGAACGUGACAAUAAAAUAAAAAAAUUCGAAGAGCAGUUAACUAACGGUAUUGAUUAUUAUAUACAAUUGAGUGAACAACUUGAAACUCAAGUUAAUGAAAUUAAACAAGAAUGUUCAAGAAUAAUGACAGAAAAAUAUAAUUAUCAGUUGACAUUAAAUAAUACAAGAUCAACUGUCAAUAUAUUAAUGGAACGUUUAAAAAAAUCCGAUUCAGAUGUUGAAUUAUUAAAAAUUGAAUUGGAAGCAACACAAAAUUCAAAAAAAGAAACUGAAGAAAGAAAUAAACAAAUUGAAGAAGAAUUAAAAAGUUUACGUACCGAAUUAGAUGAAUAUAAGAAUGCUUUAACAGCAUUACGUAAUUCAUCACAAGCCUUAGAACGUGAAAUGAGAGAAAAAGAAACAAUUUUCGAAAAACUUAUGACGUCUGAAGAAGAAACACUAGAAACUGUCAAUAAAAUUGGUAAAUUAUUUAAUGAACGUAUUGAAGAAAAUAUUGAUAAAUAUUUUGAAAUGUAUGUUGAAUUAAAAAAGAAAUAUGAAUCACGUGAAACAUACAUUAAAGAUAUGAAAUCAUUAUUAGAUGAAUUUGCAACAAAUAUUGAAUUGGCUAGAAUUGAAUUAGAUACAAAAGAUAAGGAAAUGUUAAAAUUACAAAAUGAAAAUAAACAAAUUACAUUAGAAUUAAUGACGUUUAAAUAUCGUUUUGAACAAUUUGAAACUUGCCAAAAAGAGAAACAAUUAGAUAUCGAUAUGACAGAUACUAAUCGUAGUAAUGAUGACUCAACAGAAUUAAUUAACAAUAAAUUAAUUGAAAGCGUAUUAGCUGAAUUAGAUUUAAAAUUAACCUGUGAUAAAGAAAUUAUUGAAAGCGAAAGAACAGUUGAUACAUACGCUUUACAAAAAGUGAUUGAAGAAAAAGAUAAAGCAUUACAAAAUGCUGAAAAUUUAGCUAGAGAAGUUGCUGAAAAAUACAAUGAACUUCAAAUGCAAACCAAAAAUCAUAAUGUAAAAAAUUUUGAGAAUCUUAAGGAAACAAAUUCACAUCUUAAAAAUAAAGUUUCACAGUUCCAAAAUAUUAUUAAAGAGCAAGAAGCUAAAAUUAUGGAAUUACAAGAGAAAGUUGGAUCAACUGCACCAAAUAAUAAUACAGUAACGGUUACGGUUACCCCAAGAAAAAAUAAUGGUACUAUUAUAGGUACACCAACACGUACACCAAGAACACCAAGGACACCAAGAACACCAAAAACUCCAAAGUUCUUUCCAGGGAAGGAGAAUUUAUCACCAGCUAUUGAAUCACUUAAAAGUCCUAAAAAUAUACUUAAACCACGAAAUUAAAUCCUACUUUGAAAAUUAUUAUAUAUUAAAA